Molecule: messenger RNA, 3394 nt
Organism: Malaya genurostris
Lineage: Eukaryota; Metazoa; Arthropoda; Insecta; Diptera; Culicidae
Product: fibrillin-1-like
Exons: 7
Coding region: 1-3363 (1120 amino acids)
Source: RefSeq, a predicted model, not a curated record
AUGUGGACCGUUCUACGAUUCGUGGCGAUUGUAUUGGUUCUGAUGGCGAAAAGAUGCCUGGUGUUAGGAAAAUUUUGUUACGAAAGUGAAAAAGUCCCCAAACUAGUGCAGAACAAAACGAAGGGAGUGGAGUAUGGUGUGUGCAAUUACUAUUGCAUGUUUUCCGAGCACAGUUUUCCUGUUUCGGUCCCAAUUGAAAAAUCAACGUGUUCUUUGGAGUAUGAAUUUCGCCAGAAGCAAGUGUGCUGCGAGGGAUAUCAUCGUUACGGAAACGUCUGUAUGCCAUCCUGCAAACAGAAAUGUGUUUUUGGAGAAUGUACCGAACCAGAUACUUGUAGUUGUUAUUCCGGUUAUAGAAAAAUCGACGAUUUUCGAUGCGAACCGAUAUGUGAUACUCCCUGUGACAAUGGUCGGUGUGUGGCACCGAAUUCAUGUCUCUGCAACGAUGGCUUUCAGCAAAAUGAAUACGGAAUUUGUGUCGAGCAAUGUGAGAAAAUCUGUCAAUUUGGAUGGUGCAAAGAGAAUCAGUGUCAUUGCUACGAGGGAUACAUGCUGGAUCCGUUGAAUGAAGAACGUUGUGUGCCGGAAUGUGAUCCCGAAUGUCAGAAUGGCACCUGUGUUCAGCCGAACGUGUGCCAAUGUGGGGCAGGAUACACUUUAUCAUCAACGGAACAAUUCACUUGCUUACCAGUUUGCAACGGAUUAUGUCAGCAGUGCGUGGCACCUGGAGUGUGCCUGUGCGAAGAAGGCUAUCGACUGAACGAACUGAAUCAAUGUGUUCCGAGAUGCGAACAUGUUAAUUGUACAAACGGAAAUUGUGUUGGCCCUGAAAUCUGCGUGUGCAACGAAGGAUACACGCAAUCGGAUGUCGGCUGCGUGCCGAUGUGUGAAUCCGGUUGCCUGAAUGGUAAGUGUGUCGCUCCCGGAGUCUGCGUAUGUGAUGAUUUGUACCGGAAAGGAGUAUACGAUACAUGUGAACCGUUUUGCCCGGAUGGUUGCUUCAAUGGGUACUGCUCUGCUCCGGGAGUAUGCCAGUGCAAGGCAGGAUACACGUACAAUCAACAGCACGGAUAUUGUGAGCCUGUCUGUAGAAGACCAUGCGAGAAUGGAGUCUGCACUGAACCGGACCGGUGUACGUGCAAUAAAGGAUAUCAACUAGAUAAUUUCAAGUGUGUUCCCAAGUGUAGUAAGCCUUGCAUUAAUGGAAAAUGUAUUGCUCCUGAUGUUUGUGAAUGUAACCAUGGAUAUAUGAAGGUCGACAAGUACAAAAAUGUGUGCGAAGCUAAAUGUACGAAUGGAUGCUCAAACGGGAAAUGUAUUGGGCCUGAGCGAUGCGAAUGUCUUCCAGGAUACUUCGCGACCAUAAGUGCAAUUAACUCGAAAAAAUCCGUCUGCACUCCAUACUGCAAGAACAAAUGCAUCAAUGCCUACUGCAUCAAACCAAAUGUGUGUCAAUGUAUUUCCGGUUAUCGAUUUACUGAUAACAGCAGUAGUGUUUGUGAGCCGAUUUGUGAUGAAAGUAGGGUUGACUGUAGAAACGGUCGUUGUGCUGAGCCAAACUUGUGUGAGUGUGACGACGGUUACAGGCUAACGAUCCGAAGCGGAAUAAUGGUUUGUGAGCCGAAAACUUGCGUUGAGGAUUGUGUCAAUGGUUACUGUGAUGGAAGUGGAUCAUGUGUCUGCUCGAAGGGCUACAGCAAGUCGGAAACCUACGAACAUAUUUGUGAACCGUACUGUGAAGACGGUUGUAUGAAUGGAGUUUGCCUGGCUCCGAACAUGUGCGUUUGUCGAAAUGGAUUUGUCAGUACUACGAAUGGCAUUUGUGAACCCGUUUGUGACAGUACAGUAGUUAACUGUUCGAAUGGAGUUUGUCUAGGGAGCAAUAAAUGCCAGUGUGUGGAUGGGUACUAUGCGAAGAAAAGUGUCACUGGGAUAAUCGAGUGUGUUCCUCUUUGUCUAUCAAAUUGUUCCAAUGGAAGCUGCAUAGCACCAGGAAAAUGUGAGUGCGAUGAAGGGUAUAGAUUCAAUGCGGUGCGACACGUUUGCGAACCAGUUUGUGAACCUCAAUGUGAACACGGAGACUGCAUAGAACCAAAUUUUUGUAUGUGUCACGAUGGCUUCGUUCCUGAAAGCGAAAAUUCUGACAAAUCGACUCAUAAAUGUAUUCCAUACUGUGAUUCACGUGUUGUCGAUUGUGAUAAUGGGAUCUGCGGGGGUCACAACUUUUGCCGCUGCAAUGAAGGUUUCUUCUCCGCUUACAACAGUGACGGAAUACAAAGUUGUCAACCAAUUCCGGUUCCGGCGGUUUUGGAAUGUCAAUUGCCCGUAUCUGCUUGUGUUUGUGCGAAUUCUUCCUUAGUUUCAUCUAGUAAUUUUUCUCAUUGUCCCGAGACUACGGUACCAUCAUGUGAGUGUUCCACACCAGCACCAUGCCCUCAGCUAUCUUGUCCUUCACCAAGUGUUUCACAGUGCAAACCUGAUCUUCCUAAUGUUGAAUAUUUCCUCUGCGACGAAAACUACGUUGAUUGCAGUCAGGGAACCUGUCUGGGAAAUAACAUCUGCCAUUGUGAUCCUGGCUAUCGAAAAGCCGUUGACGAAGAAGAGGUGAUUUAUUGUGAACCGGUGUGUGAAAUACCUUGUACGAAUGGAAUGUGUGUUGGGCCCAAUCUGUGUGAGUGUUUUGUUGGUUACGUAGAUGACGGUUUUGGCUCCUGCCACCCAAGUUGUCCGGAACCGUGUGUAAAUGCAGAUUGUGUUGCACCGAAUACUUGUCGAUGUUGGUCAGGGUUCGAAGAGGAAUGGGAUGGUGUUUGCCGGAAGACCUGUACACCUGCUUGUAUCGAUGGCAUUUGUGUGGAUGGAAAGUGUGUUUGCGAGGAAGGAUGGGAGCUUGAUUUCAAUAAUGCCUGUAAGAGUGUAGAACAACGCGAGAAAUAUACUGAUGAGAUUAGUGAAGCUGUAAUUGGCAAUAAAUGUGAAGAAGGAUUUAAGUUUUCAAAUGUUUUCCAAGAUUGUUUACCGAUAUGUGUAGGUUGUAAAUACGGACACUGCAUCGCUCCGAAUGUAUGCCAAUGUCAUCUAGGAUUCGUACGAAUGUUUAUCGACGGGAUAGGGUCCUGCCAGCCAGAUGAUUCAAUCGAGAAAUCCACAAUCGAUACAGAAUUAGCAGAAUUAGAAGCCUCUAAUGAGGUUCUUGUGCAUACCAACCAUGAAUUUCAGUUCUUCUCGAUUUUCAAUCGAGCCCAUCUGAUAAUUGGCCUGUUGGCAUCAUCCAUUGCUUUACUCAUAAUGAUCAUUUCAUACUGGAUAUGCACUUAUCUCAGGAAAGAGAACUCGUUUCCCUCCGAAACCACAAUUAAUUAAAAUAUCGGUUACAUUCAGCUUUAAUCCAACA